Molecule: messenger RNA, 858 nt
Organism: Arachis stenosperma
Lineage: Eukaryota; Viridiplantae; Streptophyta; Magnoliopsida; Fabales; Fabaceae
Product: glycine-rich cell wall structural protein 1.8-like
Exons: 1
Coding region: 1-858 (285 amino acids)
Source: RefSeq, a predicted model, not a curated record
AUGAAAACUACUUCUUCUAAGGUUCUGAAUACCGUUUUCUUAGUGUUAGUAGGUUUGGGAGUGUGUUGUGCUGCUAGAACACUCCUCACUCUAGAUGCCGAUGUAAGCAUUGGUGGUGUUAUCCAUGCUGGGGGCGGUGGAGGAGGUGAAGGCGGAGGUGGAGGUGUAGCUGAUGGUGGUUAUGGAGGAGGGGCAGGCAAAGGAGGUGGUGAAGGUGGGGCACAUGGGGGUGGCUAUGCUGGUGGUGGAGGAGGUGGAAGUGGAGGAGGAGGAGGUGGUGGUGCAGGAGGUGCAGCUGGUGGUUAUGGAGAAGGUGCCGGUAAAGGUGGAGGUGAGGGCUAUGGUGAAGGUGGAGCACCUGGGGGUGGUGGUGGCGGUGGUAGUGGAGGAGGAGGUGGUGGUGGUGCAGGAGGUGCAGCUGGUGGAUAUGGAGGUGGUGCUGGUAAAGGAGGAGGUGAGGGAUAUGGUGAAGGUGGAGCACAUGGGGGUGGUGGUGGUGGUGGUAAUGGAGGAGGAGGUGGUGGCGGUGCAGGUGGAGCUGGAGGUGGUUAUGGUGGUGGGGAAGGAGGAGGAGCUGGUGGUGGAUAUGGUGGAGCCGAUGGUGGGGGGCAAGGCGGAGGAGGUGGAGGUGGGGGUGGUGGAGGAGGUGGUGGCGGUGGAGCACACGGAGGUGGAUAUGGUGGUGGAGAGGGUGGUGGAGCUGGAGGAGGAUAUGGUGGUGGAGCAGCUGGUGGUGGUGGUGGAGGCGGCUCUGGUAGUGGCGGUGGUGGUGGCGGUGGUGGAAGUGCUCACGGGGGUGGAUAUGGAGGCGGUAGUGGCAGCGGCGAAGGUGGUGGACAUGGUGGAUAUUACCCCUAA